AUGGAUUCUAUUGAUGAAUUUGAAAGAUUUUACACAGAUCUCAAACAGUUGGAAAAAAAAGAUGCUGUAUUAACAUCAGUUCAACAGAUUGAUAGAUUAUUAAAACCUGGUUCUACUUAUCUUAAUUUAAAUCCUUUUGAAGUUUUACAGAUUGAUCCUGAAAGUUCAAUAGAUGAUUGUAAGAAAAGGUUUAAACGUCUUUCUGUUCUUGUCCAUCCAGAUAAAAAUCCAGAUGACAGAGAACGUGCAGAUAGAGCAUUUGAUAUUUUAAAAAAAGCAAUUGAAGCAAUAGAAGAUCCUGCAAAACUAGCUAAAAUAAAAGAUGGUUAUGCUGAAGCUAGAGCUAGAUUAGCAAUUAUGAUGAGUGAAAAAAAAAGAAAAUUAAAAAAAGAAGGUAAAUCUACAGAUAUACCAGAAGAUACAUCAGAAGGAUACUCAAAAAUGUUAUGGGUUGUUGUUACAAAAGUUUUUGCUGAUCGUGAAAGAAAAAGAAAAAUGUUAGAAGAGAGGGAACAAAAUGAAAAAAUUCGUAAAGCUGAGGAAGCAACAAAAGCAGUUGAAAAAAGAAAAUUAGAAGAAGAAUUUAAGAAAAAUUAUGAAGAAUCUCGCGAUGAAAGACGCGUAAGUUGGAGGAAUUUUGUACAUAAAAAAGAAGCUCAGGGAAGACCAUUUAGUGGAAAUGGAUAUAAAUUACCUAAAAAUAAAAUGGAUCAACCACCACCACCUGCUAAAAAACCAAAUUUAAAUCCUAAAUAUUAA
Molecule: messenger RNA, 759 nt
Organism: Strongyloides ratti
Lineage: Eukaryota; Metazoa; Nematoda; Chromadorea; Rhabditida; Strongyloididae
Product: DnaJ homolog subfamily C member 8
Exons: 1
Coding region: 1-759 (252 amino acids)
Cellular component (GO): nucleus
Source: RefSeq, a predicted model, not a curated record